CAUGUGCUCUCUCCAGCUCCACAUCAGCACUGCAGAAAAUCUUCAUUCGCCCACUCCCGCUCCUACUCAUUCCCACGCUACUCGCCUCUCUUUCUUUCUCUGCAUUCAGCCUCUCAUUCUUUCCCCUUCUUUUUCUCUGCCUGCCUUUCUACUCAUCAGCACCACUCUAUAUUUCUUAACCAUUUGUUUCACUCCAUCCCCCCUUCUCUCUUUUUUCCUCCCUGACUUCCUCCACAGAGGAAGAGAAAUGGAAAGGGUUGAUCCGAGCCGAUGAUGAGACAGCUCAACCAGAGGAUUGGGAACAGACAGGUGGACGCCCACCAGUGACUGUAACCCCCUCCCCCCGCCACCGCUCGUAGGCUCCAGCAGUGUCCCGCAACGAGGGAGCGUGACGGUCUGCUGAGGGGUGGGGAGGAUUCUCCAAGGGAACCACCCAAGAGAGCAGAGCACGCAAACAGCCAGAGGUUAAUACACGAGUCUGAGGGAUGAAUGGCACGCACCACCAUGGUCCAAUUCACCCCAGGAACUGCAGCUCGAGAGAGGGGGCCAAGGACGCCUCCGGCUGCUACGAGCAGCUCCUGGUCUCCACCGAGGUCUUCCUCAUCCUGGGUAUCGUCAGCCUCCUGGAGAACAUCCUGGUGGUCGGUGCCAUCGUCAAGAACAAGAACCUGCACUCGCCCAUGUACUUCUUCAUCUGCAGCCUGGCGGUGGCCGACAUGCUGGUCAGUGUCUCCAAUGCCACGGAGACUGUCGUCAUGGCGCUGAUCACCAGCGACCACCUGGCCACACGGGGCGGCCUGAUCAAGAGCAUGGACAACGUCUUCGACUCCAUGAUCUGCAGCUCGCUGCUGGCGUCCAUCUGCAGCCUGCUGGCCAUCGCAAUCGACCGAUACAUCACCAUCUUCUAUGCCCUGCGCUACCACAACAUCAUGACUGCGCGGCGGGCGGCAGCCAUCAUCUCCUGCAUCUGGGCGUGCUGCACGGUGUCGGGGGUCCUCUUCAUCGUGUACUCGGAGAGCACCACCGUGCUGGUGUGCCUCAUCACCACCUUCUUCGCCAUGCUGGUGCUCAUGGCCUCGCUCUACGUGCACAUGUUCCUUUUGGCCCGGCUGCACAUGAAGCGCAUCGCCGUCCUGCCCGGCGGCGCCCCCGUGCGCCAGGGCGCCAACAUGAAGGGCGCCAUCACCCUCACCAUCCUGCUGGGCGUCUUCGUGGUCUGCUGGGCGCCCUUCUUCCUCCACCUGGUCCUCAUGAUCUCCUGCCCUCGGAACCCCUACUGCAUCUGCUUCAUGUCCCACUUCAACGUCUACCUCAUCCUCAUCAUGUGCAACUCCGUCAUCGACCCGCUCAUCUAUGCCUUCCGCAGCCAGGAGAUGAGGAAGACCUUCAAGGAGAUCUUCCUCUGCUGCUGGUGAGGGAGGCCCACGUCCUGUGCCUGUGAGCUGCCCAUCAGGUACUCACUCAGUAAGUACUGACUGAACAGGUACCUGGCAGGUACUGACAUUUACACAGCUGGUAGUGGCCUAAUGGAUGCUCAUCUUGACUCAGUAGGUACUGGUUAUGGGGCUACUCACCCAGUGGUUGCUGACCUUGCUUCAGCAGUUACUGACCCAGUGAGCACUGACCCAGACUCAAUAGGUACUGACACUGACCCAGUGAGUAUAGACCCUGACACAGCAAAUAAUGGCCCUGGGGCUACUGACCAUGGGGAAACUGACCCAGUGGGCAUUGACCACAGCAGGUGUUGGCUAAGGGUCUGCCUGGGUCAACACUGCUGACACUGGAAGAGCUCCAUUGUCUGUGCUCUUUGAGGUUAGCAAAUGUAAAAGAUAGCCUCUGUUUUUCUGUUCUUACGUUUCAGGCGGUUACCGAGGAGGUAGGUUUAUACGCUGCUCUUGUAAUCAAAUGAUUUUUAAGUGAGGUUUUUUUUUAAGAGGUUUUCAGACUCGGUUCUGAGGGACCGCUGUGUAUGCUUGUUUUCACUCCAACCGCAACUGCAAAAAGCUUUUCAUUUUCUCUUCAUGUUUUCAGGGAUUAUUUACCCUCAUAUGGGUAAGACAUACUAUGAAUGAGAAAACUCCCGUAUUCACAUUGUGCAAUAUUGCUUUCGUAAGCAGAGGUAAAACGUUUUUAACAGAUGAAAUUAAAGAUUGAAGUGAAUCAAUGGACUCCUAAUUGCUUUGCAAAUGAUAACGAACCAAACUUGUACUGUGUUAACACAAGUGAACACAAUCCAGGUUUGGCUUGUCAGCAUGUGCAAAGCAUUUAGGAGCCUGUUGAUUCAUCUUAGUCUUUGAUUGGUAUGAUUCAUGUAACUGCAAUAUAGCACAAGAUGAACACAAAACUGUUGUACUUCAGGACAACCAUAGCUAUUUGUGAUAUAGUGUGCCUUAAGAGAGUAAAUAAUCCGGAAAACACGAAAAGCAUAAUUAAGAAAAAUGAACAGCUUGUUAAAACUCUGGGAUUGCAAUAGUGGUUGUAACAAAAACCAGCAUACACAGAGUUCCCCCAGGACUGAGUUUGAAAAUCACUGCUGUAAACAACACUGUCCAUUUGUUGUGCUAAUAUGAAAACAUGAAAGCAUGUGCUCUCCUAAAUUUAAUGAACUAGUGUUGUACAUGUGUGACAGGACUGGCAAGCUUGGCAAUGAACAGCUCAGCUUGCAGAAUUGAUCUGUGUGAAAACAGAUAUCCCAUAUCCAAUGAUCCAACUGUGAAGACUGUGAAGUUUGAAAAACUAAAAUUAUUCAGACUAUUAUUCAAACCUAGAAAACAAACAGCAUCUUUGGUAUGACUGCAGCUUAAGAACAGUGCAAGUGAAAAAAACGUCAAGGUUUGUGCAAACUUUACAGUUGAGGAUUGCACAGUCCCGACAAAAACGCAACUGUAACAGUAACAGAUAACAGAAAAUAUCUCACAUAAUUCACAGAGAUGUAAAAUUAAACAAAAGAACGCACACAAACACACGUGUCAGUGCCAGUAGCUUGCUGGUCAUUUUGUUGUUGUCUGUUCCUCAGAACGUGAUUAUGGCUCCAGUGAGUCUUAAAACGAGUCUUUAAUGUCACUGUUUUAACCACUCCACGUUGUCACUUGUAUGACUGAUAUGCAUUUUUGUGUUCUUGGAAAGUAACAUUGUGUUGUAAUUGUGUCUCAGCAUAAUUGUAGCAGUUAUACCUGGUCUUUCAUUACUCCGCUUGAGUGUGUGUUUGCCUUGAAGUUGCAUGUUUUAAAUGUAAAUUUUUCAAAUUCUCUGUCACAGUUGUUUUGAACAUGUACAAGUGUGCACUGGAAGAGAAUUAAA
Anguilla anguilla (European eel) is the source of this 3300-nucleotide messenger RNA. It is a transcript of the gene mc4r, whose product is annotated as melanocortin 4 receptor. Gene Ontology annotation, biological process: G protein-coupled receptor signaling pathway. Gene Ontology annotation, cellular component: membrane. Gene Ontology annotation, molecular function: melanocyte-stimulating hormone receptor activity. The coding region runs from base 486 to 1415 and encodes 309 amino acids. The transcript has a single exon. Lineage: Eukaryota; Metazoa; Chordata; Actinopteri; Anguilliformes; Anguillidae. The record is from RefSeq and is a predicted model, not a curated record.